This is a messenger RNA of Aspergillus affinis, 1146 nucleotides long. RefSeq names its product dimethyladenosine transferase. The coding region runs from base 1 to 1146 and encodes 381 amino acids. The record is from RefSeq and is a predicted model, not a curated record. The transcript is spliced from 3 exons. Gene Ontology annotation, biological process: rRNA methylation. Lineage: Eukaryota; Fungi; Ascomycota; Eurotiomycetes; Eurotiales; Aspergillaceae. Gene Ontology annotation, cellular component: mitochondrial matrix. Gene Ontology annotation, molecular function: rRNA (adenine-N6,N6-)-dimethyltransferase activity.
AUGCCAAAAGUGAAGCAAAAGAAGCGCAAUGGAGCCCCUAAUGGCAGUCCUUACUCCGACGCUGCCGUCAAGGCAAAAGCUGCCAACAGCGUCUUCAAAAUGAACACAGACAUCGGACAGCACAUCUUGAAGAAUUCCGGAAUCGCUGACAAGAUCGUGGAGAAGGCGGACUUGAAGCAGAGCGAUGUCGUUCUCGAAAUUGGUCCCGGAACCGGAAACCUUACGGUCAAGAUGCUUGAGAAGGCAAAGAAAGUCAUCGCGGUGGAAUUGGACCCCCGAAUGGCUGCCGAAGUCACCAAACGAGUUCAGGGAACUCCGGUGCAAAAGCGAUUGGAGGUCAUCCUCGGCGAUGUGAUCAAGACCGAUCUUCCAUAUUUUGAUGUUUGCGUCAGCAAUACUCCCUAUCAGAUCUCAUCUCCCCUCACGUUCAAACUCCUCGCUACCUCGCCUGCGCCCAGAGUUUGCAUUCUCAUGUUUCAGAGAGAAUUCGCCCUACGACUCUUUGCCAAACCCGGUGACAAACUCUACAGUCGUCUUUCCGUCAAUGCCCAAAUGUGGGCCAAGAUCGAUCACAUCAUGAAAGUGGGCAAAAACAAUUUCAAGCCUCCGCCGCUCGUCGAAUCCAGCGUCGUCCGCCUCGUUCCGAAAAACCCAAGACCGCAAAUCAAUUAUGACGAGUGGGACGGCCUGUUGCGAAUUUGUUUUGUGAGGAAAAACAAAACCAUUCGGUCGAGUUUUCUCGGCAAAUCUACCAUCAUGGACAUGCUUGAGGUCAACUAUCGGACUUGGUGUGCACAGAACGACAUUCCAAUCGAAGACGGUCCAGUGGAAGACACGAAUAUGGACGCAAUGAACACUAGAACUCAUCAAGACGAAGAAGAAGAGCUUGACGAAGCGAUGGAGGUAGACGAUGAGGAUGAUGUACCCGACUUUUUCAAGGAGCAGAACUCUCGCGUGCAGGAGGCCCUGAAGAAUCGGCCAGCUCGUAAAAAGCGAGGGAAGGUUGCGGAGUUGGUACGAGAGAAGGUACGGCAGGUUUUGGAGGACGAGACAAAGCUCGGAGAGAAGCGUGCAAGGAUGUGCGAUGAGAAUGAUUUUCUGAAGUUGCUGUGGGCAUUUAACCAAAAGGGCUUUCACUUCAGCUGA